GAAAUAACGGAGGCCUCACACGAUUCCACCAAGCCUCAGCUGCCGCCCCCUCUCUCUCUCUCUCUCUCGCUGAGCACAACUCCAUAACCAUAAUUUCAGCUCAGGCCGUAAACAACCGUCUCUCGUCUCUUCAUCCAGACUCGCCUUUAAUCAGACUAGUUGCAGAUGCUCAUCUCGUCCGCACUUCGCCGCAUACUUCUAAUGACAAAUAAUGCCGAAAAUGAUGCUCUAGUAUUGGUUGAUAAUGCAUUUGGGAAGCUUCCUGAUCAUAUCCUGAUAGAAAUUUUCAUCAGAGUUCCCGUAUCAGAAUGGGCCCAAAUAUCAUGUGUUAAAAAGCAGUGGGCUAAUCUAUUUCGUGGAGAAUGCUUGUGGCAUGCUGCUCUUAACAGAACUUAUCCGUUUGCAGGCCAAGCUAAAAGAUGGCCUGGACCUAUACCUCGAGGGUUGAGCAGAAGGAGAUACACAGCUUUAUAUGUUAGUAAACAGAUCUUUGCUCUGGAUGGUGAGAUAGAUGAGAUCGUGGGUCAUACCUAUUUGUUUCUAAAAGAGCAACUUGAACUUUCCACAAUGCCACCUCCGUCUGGCAUUCUUCAUGGAACCAUAAUAGCAGAUCAAUUUAUUGCUUGUGGGAAAUCAAGAGACGCUGCCCAUGAGCUUGCUUCCCAGAUCUGGCUAACUGUUCUCGAUAAUUUGGAGGAAAAUGAGCACACGUUUCUCUUACUUAAACGCCUUGCACAAGAGGGCGAUGUUUUUCUUCCAUACCCGUACACAAAAUCCAUUAAAGUACAAUGGAGGGUUUUUGAGAAGCUUUUCACUGAUUUCCGCGACUGUUUCAAUCAUGUAGAUUAUUAUGAUGUGCUGGCUUGUGCAAAGAACAAGUUCCAGCCGAUACCUUCUGCUUGGUUGGGUUACUAGAUGACUUACUACUCAAAUUCAUUUUCAGGACCACACUGUUUAUGUACAUAUAAAUGCAACUGUUGCCGUAAGUCCUAUUAUUUCUCGUCUUAUAUCAUAAAAGGAACUGUAUAUUUUUGUGAUCGUUUUUGUUUCAUGCUUUCCCUUACCUGAAUGAAAUAACACAGUAAUAUGAUUUGAACCCUUUAUUACUGUAAAAAGUUUUUAACUGA
Hevea brasiliensis (rubber tree) is the source of this 1127-nucleotide messenger RNA. RefSeq lists its product as uncharacterized. Gene Ontology annotation, molecular function: protein binding. The record is from RefSeq and is a predicted model, not a curated record. NCBI's taxonomy places the organism in Eukaryota, Viridiplantae, Streptophyta, Magnoliopsida, Malpighiales, Euphorbiaceae. The coding region runs from base 166 to 915 and encodes 249 amino acids. The transcript is spliced from 6 exons.